GUGUCUCCAAACCAGGCUGCAAGCUCUUGAGAGAACGCAGGCCCUCCUAAAGGGCAGAGCGAGGCCUACUCCAGAGGCAGCCCGCGGAGGCGACAGGAGGAGGGGAAGAAAGCAAACCCGCCCCUCUUUCCAGCCCCUCCGCGGUGACCCCUCUUUUCCCUCCCAAGGCAGGGCCUCAGCCCGCACCGCCCCAAGCUCCGCUGCCGCCGCCGCCUCCGACUCACCUGCCCCCCUCUCCGCUCCAGAGCCGGCUCGGCGUCCAAGCUGCCCGGCUAGCGCCUGACGCGCGCGGGCUGGAAACGCACAGCAGGCCGAGCCUCUAAAGCAGCUCUCGGCUUCCCGGCGCUGAAACGAAACCUCGCGGGCGACGUCCCGCCGGGCCGCCUCACAGCUCCGCGGCCUUCCCCGCCGCUUCCGGCAUCAGGCGCCGGUGUCGGCUGCAAAAAAGAAGGAAGGAGGGGGGGACUUGCCGGGAGGUCCCAGCGCGGGUUUGCAACAUGGCAGCGCCCACCCGGGCUCAGGUGUUGCGGCUCUACCGGGCCCUGCUGAGGGAGAGCGAGAAGUUCACCUCCUACGGCUACAGGACAUACGCCAUCAGAAGAAUAAGAGAUGCCUUCAGAGAAAACAAAAACCUGAAGGAUUCAUCAAAAAUCGAAGCACUAGUGAACAGUGCAAAAUCAAAUCUGGAAAUGAUACACCGACAGGUCACCAUUGGACAGCUCUAUUCAGCACAGAAGCUUGUGAUUGAGUGCCCAGAAAAACUCUGACCAACAGUUCCCUUCUCCUGUAGCAGCAUUGGACCAGCCUCAGUAUUCUACAAUACGCACAGAUUUUUAUUUGAACGCAUUAUGCUGUUGAUACAUGUCUGAGCUGCCUUGCUUAACUAAAACUCUGAACUGGUUGCUGAAUCUUAACAACCUCAGGGUUCUAGAAUUUCUUUUAAUUGUAUGUGUGCCCUCAAUAGAGCACCAAAACAAAUGUGUAUAAAUUAUGUUCGUAAGUAUAACUGCUUGCUAGCGUCUUCGUACACAAUGUUGUCACUUUUCACUACAAUAAAAUUCUGCAGUCCAAGUCUA
This is a messenger RNA of Heteronotia binoei (common prickly gecko), 1076 nucleotides long. It is a transcript of the gene LYRM4, whose product is annotated as LYR motif containing 4. The coding region runs from base 498 to 767 and encodes 89 amino acids. Gene Ontology annotation, cellular component: L-cysteine desulfurase complex; mitochondrion. Gene Ontology annotation, biological process: iron-sulfur cluster assembly. The record is from RefSeq and is a predicted model, not a curated record. Lineage: Eukaryota; Metazoa; Chordata; Lepidosauria; Squamata; Gekkonidae. The transcript has 3 exons.